Molecule: messenger RNA, 6533 nt
Organism: Camelus dromedarius (Arabian camel)
Lineage: Eukaryota; Metazoa; Chordata; Mammalia; Artiodactyla; Camelidae
Gene: GPC6
Product: glypican 6
Exons: 10
Coding region: 635-2332 (565 amino acids)
Biological process (GO): regulation of neurotransmitter receptor localization to postsynaptic specialization membrane; regulation of signal transduction; cell migration
Cellular component (GO): extracellular region; cell surface; plasma membrane
Source: RefSeq, a predicted model, not a curated record
UCUAGCCUCCAGUGUCUGUCUCCAGGAUUUCUCUCUUCCUAUUUCAGGAGGACUCUCACAGGCUCCCUCAGCCUGUGUGAAGCUGAGGUUUCCCCUGGAUCCCGUAUAUCCCCAACACAUACCUCCACGCACACACAUCCCCGAGAACCCCGCGCUCACACCGCCACACACUCGCGCGCGCACACACCCGCGGUCGCCGGUCCAUCUCCUUCCCGGGAGAGCCGGCGCGCGUUCCCAUCUCCGCCGCACACCCGGGCGAGCCGAGCUCGCAGCGCGCUAGGAUUCUGCGGCUCUCAACUCGGAUCUCAGCUCUCGACUCCCAUGGUGUUUCCUUAAACAUUUCUUUUCCUCCUCUCGUUUUUUAUUGCACCCUUCUCGAACUGGGGGACUAGAGGAGCGAGGCGGCUGCUUUCCCAGCCAGCCUGGUUGGCUUGCCAUCCUCCAUCAGGCUUAUAAAAGUUUGCUGAGCGCAGUCCAGAGGGCUGCGCUGCUCGUCCCCUCGGCUGGCGGAAGGGGGUGACGCUGGGCAGCGGCGAGGAGCGCGCCGCCGGCUCUGGCGGGCUUUCGCCUAGAGGGGCAAGGUGAAGAGCGCACGGGUCCCGGGGUUUGCCGAGCUGGAUUUGCAUGUUGCACCAUGCCUUCUUGGAUCGGGGCUGUGAUUCUUCCCCUCUCCGGGCUGCUGCUGUCCCUCCCGGCAGGGGCGGAUGUGAAGGCUCGGAGCUGCGGCGAGGUCCGCCAGGCGUACGGUGCCAAGGGAUUCAGCCUGGCGGACAUCCCCUACCAAGAGAUCGCAGGGGAACACUUACGAAUCUGUCCUCAAGAGUACACGUGUUGCACCACGGAAAUGGAAGACAAGUUAAGCCAGCAAAGCAAACUGGAGUUUGAAAACCUGGUGGAAGAGACGAGUCACUUCGUACGCACCACUUUCGUGUCCAGGCACAAGAAAUUUGACGAAUUUUUCCGAGAGCUCCUGGAGAAUGCAGAAAAGUCACUAAAUGAUAUGUUUGUACGGACCUAUGGAAUGUUAUACAUGCAAAAUUCGGAAGUGUUCCAGGACCUCUUCACAGAGCUGAAAAGAUACUACACGGGGGGCAACGUGAAUCUGGAGGAGAUGCUCAACGACUUCUGGGCUCGCCUCCUGGAACGGAUGUUUCAGCUGAUCAACCCACAGUAUCACUUCAGCGAGGACUACCUGGAAUGUGUGAGCAAAUACACAGACCAGCUGAAGCCAUUUGGAGAUGUCCCCCGAAAGUUGAAAAUUCAGGUGACCCGCGCCUUCAUUGCUGCACGGACAUUCGUCCAGGGGCUGACCGUGGGGAGAGAAGUUGCAAAUCGAGUUUCCAAGGUCAGCCCCACCCCAGGGUGCAUCCGUGCCCUCAUGAAGAUGCUGUACUGCCCGUACUGUCGAGGACUUCCCACCGUGAGACCCUGCAACAACUACUGCCUCAACGUCAUGAAGGGCUGCCUGGCGAAUCAGGCUGAUCUGGACACGGAGUGGAACCUCUUUAUAGAUGCAAUGCUCUUGGUGGCAGAGCGACUGGAAGGACCAUUCAACAUUGAGUCGGUCAUGGACCCCAUAGACGUCAAGAUCUCUGAAGCCAUUAUGAAUAUGCAAGAAAACAGCAUGCAGGUGUCUGCAAAGGUCUUUCAGGGAUGUGGCCAACCCAAACCUGCUCCAGCCCUCAGAUCUGCUCGCUCAGCUCCUGAAAAUUUUAACACACGGUUCAGGCCUUACAAUCCUGAGGAGAGACCAACCACUGCGGCAGGCACGAGCUUGGACCGGCUGAGGAUUGUGUGGAGGACAAUGCAACAUAGUGUCACAGACAUAAAAGAGAAACUGAAGCUCUCUAAAAAGGUCUGGUCGGCGUUGCCCUACACCAUCUGCAAGGACGAGAGUGUGACAGCGGGCACGUCCAACGAAGAGGAAUGUUGGAAUGGGCACAGCAAAGCCAGAUACUUGCCUGAGAUCAUGAAUGAUGGGCUGACCAACCAGAUCAACAACCCCGAGGUGGACGUGGACAUCACACGGCCUGACACGUUCAUCAGACAGCAGAUCAUGGCUCUCCGCGUGAUGACCAACAAACUAAAGAAUGCGUACAAUGGCAAUGACGUCAACUUCCAGGACACGAGCGAUGAAUCCAGCGGCUCGGGGAGUGGCAGUGGGUGCAUGGAUGACGUGUGUCCUACGGAGUUUGAGUUUGUCACUACGGAGGCCCCCGCCGUGGAUCCCGACCGGAGAGAAGUGGACUCUUCUGCAUCCCAGCUGGGCCACUCCCUGCUCUCAGGCUCUCUCGUCUGCGUUGUCCUGGCCUUGCCGAGACUGUGCAGAUAAUCCUGGGUUUUUUUGGUCAGAUGAAACUGCAAUUUUAGCUAUUUGACCGGCCAACUCACAUCUUUUCUUACACUCUUGGAAGAUGGACCAUGCCACAAAAACUUACCGUUUUCUAUGAGAAGAGGGCAGUACUGCACUCUGCCUCCCUUUUUGUUUUCCCAAAGAGUACCGGGUGCCAGACUGGACUGCUUUCUCCUUCCUUCAGCUAUCUGUGGGGACCUUGUUUAUUCUAGAGAAUUCUUACUCAAAUCUUUCGUACCAGGAGAUUUUCUUACUUUCAUUUGCUUUUAUGCUGCAGAAGUAAAGGAAUCUCACGUUGUGAGUUUUUUUUUUCCCCCAUUUAAAAAAAAUAGGAAGAAAAUAAUUUUCCUUGCAAAAUCAGGCCAAACCCCAAGACAACUGCAUUUUCAACAAAGACGCGAACAAGAGAGAAAAAUAAAAGAGCUUUCACGCUCUAAGUUGGGCAUUAUCAGCCAACUCCCAGUGUAAGCACUUCUGUGACAAAUCGGGUUGAUGAAAUGCUCCUGGGAGAAAGUUGGAACAUUUUUUUAGUGUAGUGAAAAUACACUGUUGUCUUGGAGGUCUUGCACGCUAACCACACAAUGCCAAACUGAUCUGGAGGUACUGAUGUAAAUUUAGAAUUCCAUCUUUAAUAGGAGAGCAAAAUUUGCUACGACUCAGCACCUGUCUCUCACCCUGCCCAAUGUCAAUUUCAGUAAUGGCCCCAUUUUCCUUAAUUCUCUUAAUGUCUGUCCACUGUAUCCAAUUGGCACAGGCUCUUCCCUUCAUGUCCACUCACUAGUGGACCCCUGCACAAAUUCAUCCUCCUCGAGGAUCUGACACGAAAAGAAUCUUCAACAAUACAAUUGCUUGCUUGACGUAAAUUAGAUGUUUCUGCCCCAUGCUCAUUACAGUUCUCAAAGAAGAGUUCUUCUAAUGAACCAAGAAGCAAUUAGAUCCAUAAGUGAGUUUUCCUUUUGACCUAUUUGCUUUAUGUCAAUUGGUUUCUGCGUCACAAGGGCAUUCUCUUGCAAAAUAACUCACAACAAAAAGAGUCAAGACAAAAAAAAUAUAUAUAUAGUAUUGACAUGGAGAUUUCUUUCACUUUUUUAGUCUUAGUAUGAUCAUCUAUUUUUAUAUCUAUAUAUAUAUAAAAAUCACAGAUUUUAACUUCUUAAUUCCAAGCUCAGGGUUGACACACCUUUGUAACGAAAAUGUUUUGUCAACCAGCUCUUCUUGUUUUGUGCUGCUCAGAGAAGGGAUUCCUCAAUGAUCUGUGAGCACCAAGAAUCAAGAAAGAGAAUUUUUACGUAUCUAACUGUCCAUUUAUUAGAAGUUUGCCAGGGCACACCCUUCUCGCAUGAACGUGCUUGUCCUGGGUUCUCCAGACUGUACUGAACUCAUGGGCAGGGCCAUGGGUGUGCAGAACUUUCCCAGUCAUGGAAACUGUAUGCGGAAGGAAUGUGUUAUUCACGCAAAACCAUUGCUUUCAUGUACAACGCCUUCAGCCUAGGAUUCCUGCUUGGCACUUGGAGAAAUGUCCUAAUUCGAGAAGUCAGUUUAGAGCCACAGCCUAACUGAUCCACCAGGUGUGCCAAAGCCAGGUAUUACGCUCCCCCUGACAGAGAGAAGCAAAAUAAACCGAACUGGGGCUUUAUGAAUACAGUUGGCUAUCCAUAUGUUUUUUGGUUUUUAUGAUGCAUCUGAGGUUGGGAAAAAGUAAUGCUUCAAGACACCAUGAUAUGCCAGUCACAUGUUAAUUUACCCAUCGGCAGUAAUGACACGUUAAUGGUAUUUUUCGAUCUCUGUACUCAUCAAGAUUCUAAUUAGUUAUUGAUUUAGUCAUCGCAUUUAAGUAGAACACAUGCGGCACAAUAGUGUUAAGUAUAUUUGAGCACUUUGCAAAACUGGAAAUAUUUAGAAGCAUCUAUUGCUAUUGUAUGCCUAAUGAAAUAUGAAACGUAGGAUUCUAAGAGACUUUGUGGCAUCUUUUCAUUUAAAUCUUCAUGAAAUUAACACUUAGUCUAAGUCAGCAUUACACACUUUCAGAAAGCCAUCCAUUUCACCGCCAAACUUCAGUUGCUUAUCAUCAAUUACACAUAAAACAUCUCUAUGAAGGACCAAUCAUUUGUGUUUUUCAUUUUGUUGUAUGUUCAGAAAUCCAUAUUGUCUUUCUCCAAUAAUUAAGGUGCAAUACAAAUUAAAUCCAUCGAUUUUCCGGAAUAUUUGAGUCAUAACUUGUUUUUAUGGCUUUAAGCUUCAAGUCUUUCCUUUUUAAAGUAUCUCCGCAUUGUUUUCUGUGAACUAGAUCAGAAUGCCUUGUUUUCCCUGUGCUUUCACCCCCGCCAGAAAAAGGUUUUGUGCAUGUGGAUGAAUACACAUUAUAUUAAUGAAUGUGAACCCAUGUUCUGUACACACUAAACACACGGAUAAUAUAUAAACGCCUGCUUCCUUGGUUUCAGCACCUUCAUUAUCAAUGCUGUUUGUACUGGUGAGAUACAGUGAUCCGCGUGAGCCAGGCAGAGAGCUGAGAGGGCUAUCAGUUAAUGAUGCCACAGUAUUACUCACCUGCAUGGAUGUGGCCCAAGUAUCAUUCCCAUUGUAUUUCCUGGUUUUUAUCAUCAUCCUACGCUGUCACAAGAUUUUUCAGACUAAUUUAACAAGAAAAAUUUUUUGUGCCCUAAGGGAAUUUGUUGUAUCUAGUUAACCCAUUUCAGUAAGGACUUUGGACUCUCUCCCUCCCCCUCAAAUUAAUUUCUCUCAUUUUAGCAUAGAGAUAGGGGAUGCAGUGAUGCUCCAUUUUACUUCCUGACCUGCCCUCCCUUGCUUUUCUGUCCCCUGAGUUCUGUAAUCACAUCAUCACCUCUGUUAUGAGUAGAGAGGAACGGGCUCACUGAAAUCAGAUGCUAGAAAUUGUCGGGUGAUACUCAUAACUGCAAACACUUAGCUUAUUGAAGUGCCUCUAUUUACAUGUUCUUUAGUUAUAAUAUGUAUUUUUCUAACAGAAAUACACGUCUGUAAUUGGUGUAUAUUAUCCUUUGUAUGUGUUAUAACAAAAGCUGAACAGAGGCUAAAGUCUUUAGCAGAGAAGAAUGGAUUGCAAAUUCACGAGUUACAGCCCCACCUUAUGGUUCUGUAUUGAAGGACAGCCAUGACAACCUUCCCUUAUUUGAAUGAAGGUCAAGUCGGGACCUUGAUUGGAGCCAUCGUAGAACACCAUUACCACUAGCACUCUGACUCCCUUCCAGUGACUUACCCAGAUCAGUAUCUUGUAUUACCUGCUUUAAUCGUGAGGGAUAGCAAACACUGCUUUGUCUAUGCUGAAAAACGCUAUUAUUCAUUGACAAGUGGUAGUAAUUAUAAAAGUACCAUUCGGUAAAUCAAACACACUGGAAGUAUUAUUGGACGCAGAACCCUGAUAUUUAAUUUAUAUUCCCUGCUGCAGACAUUAGCCUACUCUAAUUCUUUAGCCAUUACAUACAUGUUUUGGCUACACACUGAACACCAACUAAAGUCCCCAAGGAGGAAUUAAAAACUUAGCAAAUUCCUGAGUUGUGAUUCUUUUACUACUUCUCUUUGCAAGGCUAAUUAUCAGGUGGGUCGAGUAAAGGUGGAAGUGUGAGCAAAGGCAAGUUUGGAUGUAUCCAAAACUUGCAGAAAUUCAAACCCGUUUCCAUUUACUUACAGUCACUAAACAAUCUGAAUUUUAGCUUUAAAAAAGGGGGGCGGGGGAAGGGGGCAGUUUAGCUUUGCUAACAGAAGAACGAGACCAUAACUUAAAAAUUUGCAAUGUGUUCCUCCUCGGUGGAGACAUUAGCCAGUGUUUAGUUUUAGGCCAAGUUCUACAAAUGGAGUACUGAUUUUUAUGCAUUUUGGAGCCUCGCUCUAUCACAGUUUGCUACAGCACGGGACUCAGGCUAGCAUGGGGCCGUUUGAACCUCAGUGAGAGUGGAACAGAUACUGGAAUCGUUGACCUUGCCUUGUAAUGAGGUACUUCCAUGAAAAGGCACCUCAAGGUGGCAUCCUUGUGAGGUCUCUGUGUGCAUAUGCAUAAUAUAUACGCAGGACAAAUGUGUGCACCAAUCAAACCUAAAAUUUUAUGUGACUGUCAAAUGAAUAUUAUUUGGAUUAAGAUUUUUCAUUUCUGAUUUGGAUAGAAAAUUGCUAUUAAUCUUGUAUUAAAAUAGUUUUUAAAAAUCAA